AUGAGAAUGGAUAUUCCGUUCAACAAGUAUUUCUUUGGCGUUGGGACAGAUCAAGGACCCGCAGGGAGAUACUUGGGCGGCAUGUUUGGCCAUGGAUGUGGCGAGCAGAUCGAAGAAGUGUACAAGUAUUGCAGUGAGAAUGUGACCGGACCUGAUGAUGAAGUCUGGUUGUUUGGGUUUAGCCGAGGAGCAUACGUUGCACGGGCAGUCUCGAAAAUGCUCAACGGAGGCCUCAUCAACUCAUCGAGUACCUCAAAGGACAGAACAAGACUCGAAAAGCUGAAGAAGUUGACAUUGAGAAGGAGCGCUAAAAACAACAGUGGUCAACGCUAUGGGUUUCUACUCGAUAACCCAAACCACGUUCCAACCGUCAAAUUCAUUGGGCUCUUUGAUAUGGUCAAUAUGACACUGAACAACUAUGAUGUGACAAUCUCAGACGACGAGCGCACGAUGAACAUACGGCACGCGAUGGCUAUGAAUGAGCACCGAUCUUUCCGCCCAUAUGAGAGGAUCACCAAUGAUGAGCUCGUCCUCGAUGAAGAUCGAUCCAUCGUUGAAGCCUGGUUCAUUGGAUGUCAUGAAGAUAUAGGUGGUGGCUCCGAGGACGACGGUCUUUCUCUAUACCCCCUGCAAUGGAUGCUUCUCGAAGCUCGCGACUGCGGACUAAUACUGGACCAUGGCCCUCCAAAAUUAUCGCAUAUGGUUGAAGACCCGCUCAUCCUUACCCUUCCUCAGAUAUAUGAUGAUGUCUCAAGUAUCAAUAGUGGCAGUAGCAACAGCUCCGCAUCUCUCGACCCUUCACCAUGGAUAUUUCGCUAUUCGAACGGGUUAUUGGUUACUAUGUACGACAUUCGCAACGUACAUCGCCAUGUGGACCUUGGAGACCAAAGGCGGAAGCUUCUUAAACGUACAGCACCACCUGCUCGACGGGUGAAACAUAGCAUCAGACUGAAUCCUGGUAGAUUCGACAGCUUGAAGCUCGGAGACCGCAGUAGAGCCGUAUUCGGCGGAGAUCUAGGCAAGCUCAACGGCUACCGGGAAAAUUCUCUUUCCGGUGUCAUAUUGCAUCCCUCUGUACACUUCAUGAUGGAUUCCUACUAUACGUCGGGGCUUGCGGUAAGUUUGCAGGGUAUCUCAAGUCAUGUUGAGCACUUUCGGCAGAUUGCAUCACUCCGAGCUCUUGCCCCAGACAGGAAAACCACCUUACCAGUAUAUCCAUGGAUCAAAGAUUUCACUCCCUCGGUCGCUUCGCCCACAUGUCGGAUCCUUGUUUGUGGGGAUACUGGAGUCGGCAAGUCCACCUUGCUGAAUCGUGUGUUCGGGGUUCCCAUGACAAUGGUGAAUCAUGAUAGACAAGGAGUUCACGACAUCGAGAAAGGGUUCCAAGAUGCCAACCAUCCGGGUAUAAUCAUACAUGAUUCUGAAGGGUUUCAAACAGGAGAAACUCGAGAGGUAGAGGCGUUCAAGAAGUUCAUCGAAACAAGAUCCGGGAAAGUCGUACCUGAGGAAAAACUGCAAGCAAUCUGGUUUUGCGUGCCGUCAAAUUCUCCUCGACCAGUUCAAGGUGGAUUAGGCAAUGUCCUGGCGACACUAGCCAAAAUCGCGCCCAGCAUCCCUAUCAUCGUAGUCUGCACGAAGAAAGAUUUGUACCUCCGAGAUAAAAGACUAUCUCGUGAAGACAUCGAGGCCAUCUGCAAGCCCGGCGCCGAGUCAAAUGAGCUCCUUAUGACAAACCAGCGAGAGCUGCUGCACCAGAAAGAAGCACAAAUCACAUCUCUUAUUGUACAGAGUGAACAAACCAGGGAGGCAUGGCCGCAGCUUCAGAACGUCAGAUUCCAAUUUGUUUUUUGCGGCGAAGAAUCAGAAGAUUCUCGGAGCUCCUUAUAUGACUCCAAAUCAAUUAAGGACUUGAUCCACACAACGGUGGCUCUCAUCGAUAAUGGUCUCACCGCCAACGGUAUGAUAGCGGCCCAGAUAGAGGACGUUGAAGCCAAGAUUGACAUUGCCAUCGAGAGGACGCUGCAGUUUCUUCGAAGGGCGAUAGUGAACUCUCACGCAAGCUCCAUUCUCGUUAUCGGAAGCGCCGUCGGGACGCCGGCAAUAGCUCGCCUGAUGUGCAAUGAGAUCGUCACUGGUUGCUUCGGCAUACGGGAGGAAAUGGAGAAGAAGGUAUAUGGCCUGCUCUCCAGAAUUAUCUCGAGCAACAUUGGUUGGUUCAUGGUCCAGAGCACCCUAACAGGCAUGGUGACUGUUGCCUCCGGCCUCUCUCUAUCUGCUACCAUACCGCUCUUUGAAGUCCCUUCAGCUACGCGCCUGUUGUUAAAAUGUGCCUGCGAUCUUAUUCUGAUUCUCGAUCGAGCGUUCCGUAUCGACGGAGAUGGAAAAUUCGUUAGUUUCGACAAGAUCAAGACUAUUUGGUACGCAUAUAUGAAGGGCACAGAGAUCACGCAGGAUUCAACGAGACUGCGCCCCCGACGAGAUCGGGUUCACAAGGCGGUCAAUGACCUGAUCCCUCGCAUGACAACGACCCAUGCUCUUUCUAGUUGGAAGGAUAAGAACAUCUCGAGGUAUCGACUGGGACUUAAAGACAUUGUCAUGGACUACAGGCUGCACGACAACCAAACUACAGUCGAUGUCAUAGGAGUUGACAUCGAGAAGGAGCUUUCCAACACCACGACAAUACAAGAAGACAAAGAGGACGAAGAUGGAUUGAGGGAUGAUCUCAAAGCUUUUACGAAUUACAACAGCUUGGACAGCUGA
Messenger RNA from Truncatella angustata, 2760 nucleotides. RefSeq lists its product as uncharacterized. The transcript is spliced from 9 exons. Lineage: Eukaryota; Fungi; Ascomycota; Sordariomycetes; Amphisphaeriales; Sporocadaceae. Bases 1 to 2760 code for a protein of 919 amino acids. The record is from RefSeq and is a predicted model, not a curated record.